Molecule: messenger RNA, 2043 nt
Organism: Anopheles maculipalpis
Lineage: Eukaryota; Metazoa; Arthropoda; Insecta; Diptera; Culicidae
Exons: 7
Coding region: 37-2043 (668 amino acids)
Biological process (GO): inositol phosphate biosynthetic process
Cellular component (GO): nucleus; cytoplasm
Molecular function (GO): inositol-1,4,5-trisphosphate 3-kinase activity; inositol tetrakisphosphate kinase activity
Source: RefSeq, a predicted model, not a curated record
AAUACGUACAAUUUCACCAUCGAGGAUUAAGAAACGAUGCCUAUCUGUACGCUACCGACGGUGACAAUUUACGAGGACUUUGAUAAGCUCAGUGCGAAGGAAGUGUACUUCACGGAGUCAGGCGAUAAGGUGACGGUCAAGCUGCUUCACUUUCCUAACCUCAGCCCCGAAGAGCAGGAUCAUCUGAAGACCAUGUCGGACAGUGGUGAUGAGCAUGAUGGUGGAAAUGGUGGAUCGGCAGGAGGUGCAGGAACUUCCAGCGAAUCGGUACCACGCAGUCGGAAGAAGUCCUUCACCCGGAAGCUUUCCAAUGAUGCGCGUAAAUUUUCUGCCCUUACUAGUCGCAAAAAUUCGAAGGACGCAGAACUGACCGCACAGACCAAUGCUCCAAUCCUUCCACCAAAUCAACAUACGGGAGGGCAGCAUCAUCACCAUCACCAUCACUAUCACCAUCACCACCACCAAUACAUGCAGCAGCAGAAGCCGCAUCAGAACGUUGGCACGUACCAUCAUCAACAUUAUCAGCAGUCGGUACAAUUGCGACAGCGAACGCAGAGUUCGUCCCACUCGCAAUACCAUUAUCAAAAUCAGCUUCCAAUACUGCAACAUCCGCCAGCGGAUGCUGGAUUUGGCGGUAAGCCAGAGCAUGUGGGUGGAGGUGGCUCACUGCGAUACCGGAUCGGUGCAAAUCGGUCACCCUCCCCGCGCCAGUCCGCCAGCCUCUGUCCGGGGUACGAGCAGUACCAGAUGUCGCUGCUGGAGGUACCGAUGCCACGUGAUUAUGGCGACGCAUCGAGUGAUGAUUUGAGCUCCGAAUGGGACUCGGACGUUCCGGACGUCCGACAUGAAUCUGGAGCGAAGCCUUCUGGAUGGCGUAAGUUACGCAACAUCGUUCAGUGGACACCGUUCUUCCAGACGUACAAAAAGCAGCGCUACCCUUGGGUGCAGUUAGCUGGGCAUCAGGGAAACUUCAAAGCAGGACCGGACCAAGGAACGGUGCUUAAGAAGUUAUGCCCCAAAGAGGAAAAAUGUUUUAAGGUCCUGAUGAAGGAUGUCUUGAGACCUUAUGUUCCCGAGUACAAGGGUCAGGUCAACAGUGAAGAUGGAGAAUCGACAUACAUACAGCUGCAGGAUUUACUCAGCGACUUCUACCAGCCGUGUGUGAUGGACUGUAAAAUAGGCGUUAGAACCUAUCUGGAAGAGGAACUGUCGAAAGCCAAAGAGAAGCCGAAACUUCGAAAAGAUAUGUAUGAAAAAAUGAUACAAAUCGAUCAAAACGCACCCACUGAAGAGGAGCACCGUGCUAAAGGUGUUACAAAGCCACGCUACAUGGUGUGGAGGGAAACCAUUUCCAGUACGUCUACGCUCGGAUUUCGAAUAGAGGGUAUUAAAAAGAGCGAUGGAACGAGUUCAAAGGAUUUCAAAACGACAAAAUCGCGGGACCAAAUAUGUGAUGCAUUCCGCGAAUUCACCGACGGAUUUCCUCAUGCAAUGCCUAAAUACAUUCAACGACUAAAGGCAAUCCGGGCGACGCUGGAAUACUCGGAGUUUUUCAAAAGUCACGAAGUGAUAGGCAGCUCCUUGCUGUUCGUUCACGAUCGGCACAAGGCAAGCGUAUGGCUGAUUGACUUUGCCAAAACGGUCGCACUGCCGGAGACUGUGGCAAUAACGCAUGACAGCAAAUGGAAGGUGGGCAACCACGAGGAUGGAUACCUGAUCGGGAUCAACAAUCUUAUCGACAUCUUCAGCGAAGUGCAUGAUCGUCAAACAGUGCAUACACUGACCGAGCGGAUACCCAGGCUUUCUUUGCCAGACGACAGCAACGGUAUCGACGAGGACCGGCAGCGUCACGAUGGAUGUAAUCUGAACGAUGAGAUCUCACCUACCACAAUGCCAACCGUCUCGGGCCGGUGUGGCGAUAAAAUUAACUGCGUGAACAAUAACAAUAAUUACGACUGCAAGCCAGAUGAUCAGAAACUGGUGGGCAGCAACAACUCGGACAGUACAGGUCUGCGUGACUUUGUUGGAUCAAAUUCGACCUGA